AUGAGACCUCUGAACUACAGCGUAGUACCAAAAUACAAUUUUAUUGUCACUGCCAGCGACAUUGGUGGAAACAAUGACACAACCUCAGUUGAGAUUAUAGUAGAAGACUUUGAUGACUUAGAUCCCUUUUUCAACCACAGUCUCUACCAGGCUGCUGUUCCAGAGAACCAGGUUGGGGUUCUCAGUGAAAUAAAACCAGAACCAAUAAAGGCCCAAGAUGGAGACACUGGAAUCAACAUGACGAUAACAUACAGCAUCACUUCAGUCUCUCCUGCCGAGUACCAAGCAAACUUCAACAUCGACGCCAACACCGGAGCUCUGUCUGUGGUGACGUCGUUUGACAGGGAGGAAAUGGUCAGCAGUGAAAUCUCUGUCAACAUCAAGGCGGCCCAGACAGACGACCCUCUGAAGACGGCUGAUGCUGUGGUGUCCGUCACGGUGGAAGACGUGAACGACAACGCUCCAGAGUUCGAUCAGUCGAUCUACAACGUCUUCCAUCUGGUGAACUCCCUCGCUAAUAACAUCACUGAUUUGGACAAGAAUAUCACCACCAUCAGAGUGAGCAUCACGGACGACGACAACGACAACAAACCCGAGUUCAGCUCCAGCAGCUGCGACUCCAGCAUCCUGGUGAAAGACGCAGAGAAGAGGAAGCUGCUGCUGACGCUCAGAGCCACCGACAAAGACAUCGGAAACAACUCGCUUAUCACCUACAGUUUCUCUGAAGGAAAUUCGCCUCUUUUGGCCUUAGACAGCAAAACAGGAGAAGUGACGCUGACCUCUGACCUUGCUGAUGUAACUGAAGACACCAGACUGGUCCAGACGGCCGAGGCCACAGAUCAUGGCAAACCUCCGCUCAGCGCCACAGCUCUAGUGGUGGUGAACAUCAGGAUCAAUAGUUCUGACGGCGUGGCGUUCCUGAGCUCCUCCUACAACUUCAGCCUGAAAGAGAACCAGAAUCCAAGGGUCACUGUGGGGCAGGUCCUGGAAGUGGAGGCUGUGGACACGCGGACGCCUCCCACAUCAGCAGUGGCUCUGGUCAGAAUUCAGGUGGAGGACGUAAACGAGCCGCCAGAGUUCUCCUCGGACGAUUAUGAAGCCUCUGUGUUCAGCAUCUCUCCGUACAAAACCCCAGUCAUCCAAGUGAAGGCCUCGGACCCUGAUGUUGGAGACAGCAGUCGUCUGGUCUACAGUUUGCCAGUAGGAAACUCCUUCUUUGAACUGGAGUCGGCUUCAGGUUUGCUGUUUUUGGUGUCGGCAGCAGGUCUGGGUGGAAUAAACGUCACAAUGAAGGUGAAGGCCACAGAUCCUCAUGGACUUUCUGCUACCAGCAGAGUGAAGGUUGUGGUUCAGGGCAGCAGCGACGUGACGUUCAUCUCUCUGAAUAAGCCGGUAAACAUUGUGGAGGAAAAGAUUCCAGAGCUGGAGGAGGCUUUAGGUAAAACUCUGGGCUGGACGGUGAACAUAACCCAGGUGUGGAGCUCUGAUGGAGAAGAAAACCGAAUGCUGAGGGCGUCGGUCAAGACUGUGGUCUGCUUAGUCGCUUUUGAUGACGAUGGAGCUGUUGAACCUCAGGAAGUCUCAAAGAAACUGCAGAGCGAGUCUGAAGAGGUGAGAGCGGCGCUGGCCAAGGUGUUGGGAAACGAUGUUCAGUUUGAAGUGGAGACGGAAAAACAGCCUCCAGGCUCCAGCUCAGACCCAACUGUACUCAUCGUUCUGGGGGUUUUGCUUGGCCUGGUUUCAGUGGCUCUGGUUCUGACUCUUUCUGUAUUUAAAAGGUGA
Messenger RNA from Gambusia affinis (western mosquitofish), 1782 nucleotides. Its product is annotated as cadherin EGF LAG seven-pass G-type receptor 2-like. Bases 1 to 1782 code for a protein of 593 amino acids. Gene Ontology annotation, molecular function: calcium ion binding. The transcript has 13 exons. Gene Ontology annotation, biological process: homophilic cell-cell adhesion. Gene Ontology annotation, cellular component: plasma membrane. NCBI's taxonomy places the organism in Eukaryota, Metazoa, Chordata, Actinopteri, Cyprinodontiformes, Poeciliidae. The record is from RefSeq and is a predicted model, not a curated record.